Molecule: messenger RNA, 763 nt
Organism: Quercus lobata
Lineage: Eukaryota; Viridiplantae; Streptophyta; Magnoliopsida; Fagales; Fagaceae
Product: filamin-binding LIM protein 1-like
Exons: 2
Coding region: 5-484 (159 amino acids)
Source: RefSeq, a predicted model, not a curated record
CACCAUGGAGGAAGCAAGUCAGACAACAGAUGAGAUGUGGGACGACAUUGCUUAUGACGUAGGCUCCAUGGCACACGAUGAUGCGGGUCCAUCCCAUAUGUUUGCCCAUAGAGACACAUUUGGGUCCCCAUCCAUGAGGAGCGAUGGUACUUGCCCACCCACACCCCCUAGUACAUCUCUGUUGCCCACCACCCGUACGUCUCCCCCACUGACUGCCGGUCUUGCCCCCGCAGUUUUAGAUGAUAGAGAUGAGAUGAGGUUCAUGCCCACUCCUGGGCGACCCACCCCUGUUGCUGUCCCCCCUGAGUUUGUGCAUACCGAGUUUAUCCAGACAAAGAUACCCACCCCCCCACCAGAGCCUUUGCACAUCGAGGAUCGGCCACGAAGGCCGCAACGCACACGGACACAUCCUCCUGACUGUGGGACUGGACAUGGCAAGGUGAGACCAGUCAAGGAACCGGUGAGGAGAAGAAAACGAGAAUGAUUCAAGAAUGGGCAAGAAUUUGUGCUACUUUGGGUUUGUAAUGGUGUAGGAUCUUUUUGUCAUGUAUAGGAUCUUCUUGUUCUUUGGUGAUAUAUAUAUAUAGUAGCACAUAUAUUUUGGCAAUGAACAUGAACAUUUGGGCUUACAAUCUGAUAUAUUUUUUGUUCGUAACUUGCAAAAUUCUGCCAAUGAACUUCAGAAAUUUCCAUUUGAGAUCUAUAGAAUAACUUAUGUAAAUUAUGUUUCAGUUGCACAACUGUUUUUUUUUCCUAGUAAAUU